Trypanosoma cruzi is the source of this 1788-nucleotide messenger RNA. RefSeq lists its product as uncharacterized. The record is from RefSeq and is a predicted model, not a curated record. The transcript has a single exon. Bases 1 to 1788 code for a protein of 595 amino acids. NCBI's taxonomy places the organism in Eukaryota, Euglenozoa, Kinetoplastea, Trypanosomatida, Trypanosomatidae.
AUGGACCCCAACGCAUUCUUGUCGUCCUUCGACGCGAUUGUAACACUGAGCAAUACGGAGGGGCCGAGGCAUAACGUCCUUGAGCCUAAAUUCACGGCAAGGGAACAAAUGCAAGCCUUACGAGAGUCUGUGAGAAAUGCGUACAAAGAAUCUCCUUCACAGACGGCGAUGAGCCAAAUCUGUCGGUGUUACGUUUUCAUUGGCUUCAAUAUGUUGGAAACCGAUGAAGAGACGGAGGGAGUAAGUGAAAUUUGCAAGGCGUACACUUUGACUCUCUUUGGUUCGAAGAAAGAGUUACUGGACGAUGUUGUGGACAUCGCGGCUCACCCGCUCGAGGAGAUUCUCAGGAAUGAGGUUCCGUUUGUCACGGCUGAAAAGGAGUAUGCGUUUGUCACGGAAUUUAUGCGUGUGCAUAACGCGUUGGGGUUUUAUUUCUCAAACCGCGAUGUUGAGUUGCGUAUCAACGACGCAAAGCAGGUUCUUAUUGUGGCAGAGAAGGCAUAUAGAGCAUGGAAUGAUUGGUUUCAUCAGUCUUUCCCUGGGCAUUGUCUCAUGAAGGACAUCCCUGUGUUAGAAAACGGUACUCUUGACCGGGCAAGCAUCUCUCCGGACGCACUGCCAAUUUACAUAGUUCGGUUUGAAAUGGAUACGGCGUUUACAUCCACGCUGUUCUUCUUGGCCCAAGUUUACACGGCAUGCAAGAUGACGGCACUGGCCUCACGUUACUGUCACCACACGUUGUAUCACCAACUGCUAAACAAAAUGGAGUUUUCAAAGAAGGACUGGGCAACGAACGCAUUGCACCUUAGUGCAUUUUAUAGCAGCUGCUUUGACUAUGGGAAGGCGUUACAUUGUCUUCGUGCGGGGGAGUACAUUAUGCCGGAGGAAAACGCGAACGAGGAGACUCUUGGGAUUGUGGCAUGGGCGUUUGGAAAGUUUUAUUUACAUCGGCUUCAUUAUUACUCCGAAGUGCGACGUAAUUGUGCACCGCGUGGCCAUUUUCCGGAUGAGUUUGAAGGAUGGUGGGUUGAUUUCCCACUUGAUAUUCCUCCACCGCAGCCACUCCCGGCAAUUGAAACUUUUGAAGACGCUCGUAAGUGCUUUAAGGAGGCAAACGUUUGGUUCAACAAGGCGCUAAAUUAUUAUGUGUAUGAUGGAUGUUGCACAGAGCAUAUUGAUAUUAAGAAGGAUAUUGCGCAGUUGUACGCGGCGCUUAUUCCUUUUGAGGAAAAUCGUGAUCGCAUCAUUGCUAUGCAUCAACGAAGGAUAGCGCUUAUCGAACUAUUUCCGAGUGACUUGAACUUUAACGCGUACCCUACACUUGUCCGUCAGUUGCUAUUUGAUUUGGGAGGCAUGCAUGAAGAGAUGCUGGAGGUUUAUAUUCAGCAGAAGAACAGUCCCAUGGAGGGGGAGAAACCGCUGUCCGAUAAGAAAAUAAAUGCAUUUGCAGAUAAGGUACAAGGGUUUUACAGGCGUUUCUGUGAUACAUGGAAAGAACCACAGACAAACAAGAUCCCCGAGACAAUAGACAUAGACUCUAGACUGCCCUUCUUCAGGUCGCUGAUGCGAUUGGCGCAUUUGCAGAUGAAGCGGUUUUUCAAGGAUCCAAAAGAAGAGUAUGACAACAUUUCUGCUAGUAUUGUAAUGUUUGAAAAGGCCAUUGCUUUUGCGUCUAGUAAUCCCAUGAACGAAGAGGCAGAUGCGGAGGUCCAGUUGGCUCGCGAGAUGGCGACUCUUUUACCCGUGAGGCAGAAGGACUUGUGGCGGGUAUACCACAAUGCAGUCUAA